AUGGAGCCACCGGGCGCAACGGCACAAGGACGCCGUUCGAAUUCAAUGCCCAUAACCGAACUUGAGUCGACUGCACCGAGACUUGACAAAGUAUCAGUUGUGAAUCAUCGAGGUUGCACGUGGCCACUGAAGAAAACACGAUCGCAAAUGGUAGCAGCGUGGCAGGGGAAUGGUGACUUUGCCAGAAUUCGGCAGAUUCAAGACCCUCCAGUCGGCGGAGUCUCUCGCUCUGUCUUGCAAAGGUUGCUUGCAACACCUGAUUUAGCACCGAGUACUCCUCUCCAAAGCCCACGUCGUCGGUGCUCUGCCGCGUCCGCGGCAAUGGUCUCUAUGGUACACAGUCCGAGAGCAUUUGCCACAAGCACUUGCGUAAAGGUCGAAAAGCGAGAUCCUACGGCCCAAACGGUACCUUACCAGUGCCUUUCGCCUAUGUUUUCAGGAUUCGGCUCAUACGAAAGUAGCAGCAGUUGCAACAGUCGAUGCAGUAGUCCCACUCCACUAAGCUUACUUCCCGAUGGUCCAAUUCCAUCUGACGACGAGGAAGAUGUUGAAAACGAAGACCACGUCACAAUGCUGCGUCAUCAGGUAGCGCUGCUUGUCAAGAGUCUUGAAGAUGAAAAGAAACGGCGUGCGUCUGAACAGCAGCUCAUGCAAACUAAAAUCAUUGAAUUGCAAUCAUUGAUCCGUCGGAACAGUAAUGAGGUGGCCUCAACGAAAGUCGACGCCGCCAAAAAGACGUCGUCACUUCAGGAAGCUGCCUUGACACAAAAUAAUGAUAAUGAAUGGCUAGACGAUGUUCGAGCGAGGCGAUGGUCAGCCCCUGUGGACGAAAUGGAAGGGUCAUCAUCUGGUUCUUGCAGCUUACAAAAGCAAACCGCUUCGGAUGGUGGUAUGUGUGCAGAAGCGCAGCUCACACGACUUAAAGCACGGAUGCACGCCAUUGACAUCGAUGCAAAGCGCGAGAUCCAAGCACUUCGAGCCCAAUUGGAAGGUGUAAAGCGAAGUCAUGUUUUGAGAGAAAAGCAGUUGAUGCAUGAGUCUACGAUGAAGGCUUCAGCUCUUGAGCAGAAACACGCAAUUGCUACGACUCGACUUGCGCAGAAGGCUGCAGAUUGCACAGCACUAGUGGAAAAGCUCCAGACCGAAAAUAAAGGGCUAGUGACACAGAUACAAGCACAGGAAGAGCGUUUGAAGCAGCUAGAGUUUGCUUUUACUCAUAAGAAAACCGUGAAUUCCUCUCGAUGA
Plasmopara halstedii is the source of this 1245-nucleotide messenger RNA. RefSeq lists its product as uncharacterized. The record is from RefSeq and is a predicted model, not a curated record. The transcript has 3 exons. Bases 1 to 1245 code for a protein of 414 amino acids. Lineage: Eukaryota; Oomycota; Peronosporomycetes; Peronosporales; Peronosporaceae.